Rotaria sordida is the source of this 3207-nucleotide messenger RNA. The record is from the annotation of a GenBank genome assembly. NCBI's taxonomy places the organism in Eukaryota, Metazoa, Rotifera, Eurotatoria, Philodinida, Philodinidae.
AUGAUGGAAAUAAUGCUAUUACACCACGAUCGUCGUCCAUUCUCAGCCGACGAAUCAGAUGAUGGUUUUCGUAUUGUGAAGAACAAGAAAAAACAAAAACAAAUUGUGCGUGAUGACCCUGAAGCAUUAAAUAAUGGUGAAGAAUCUCGUGUUAAUCCAAUUGUACCUAAUCUUGAUGAUAUGGAACUUGAUCAAAAUCAAAUACAUGCUGUUAAUGAUAAUCAACAUCAUUUAUCUUCUUAUAAUUUCGUUAUUACUAAUGAAUCAACACGUUUUGCUCAAACACGGUAUCCGUUUUCACCAUUUUUCUUACGUUUUGGUUCAGGAAAAGUAACAAGUGAUCAAGUUAAAGAAAAUUUAAUUCAUCAUUCUAAAAAAUUUCAUCAAUUUGAUGUUCAUGUGAUUAACUGUCGUUCAUCUUCUAAUGUUCUCUCAGCUAAUGAAUAUGAUAUUCUUAUAUAUGUUCUAGGUAACAAUUAUCAUUAUUUUCCUUCAGCUCCAGCUAUUCCACCACAACUCUGUUUAUUAAUUAAAAAUGUUGAUUUACGUAUUGAUUUUGAUGAAUUCUGUAAUGAUAUUAAAACUAACCAUCCUCACGUUAAAAAUAUAAUUCGAAUGAAAAACAAGUUUCAGAAUGACAUCAAGAUGGUUAAACUUGAAUUAACUUCUUCCUCUUCCAUAGAUGAAUUAUUAAAAAAAAAAAGAAUUAUUGUUAAUUAUAUUUCUUAUGAUAUUAUUGAAUAUUUAGCCCCUGCUAAGGUUAAAGAAACAUGUUGUACAUGCGGUGAACAAGUUGAUGAUAUGAAAAAUCAUAUUUGUUCUAAAAUUGAAAAAUGUGUCCACUGUGAUCAAAAUCAUAAAUCUAGUUCUCUCAAGUGUUCGGUGGUCAAAUCUUUUCGUACUGAAUUAACUCGUAAAAUUCUUCCACUAAAUAAUCAUUCAACACCUGAUACGAACUUAAUGAAUAAAAAUAUUAUCUUUAAUUUAACUAAUUUUCCACCUCCUCCACCACCUAAAUCUUCAACAUUAUCAAUUAAUCCUAUGAUGGUUAAGCUGGAUCAGUUAAUUAAUAAAUUAUCAGAAAUAAAGAAUCAUCUUGCUAAUCUAGAAGCUAAACAUGAUAAAUUUGAACAAUUCAUAUUGGAAAAAAAUUGUAAUGAUGAAAUUGUCACUAAAAAAAUUAAUGAUAUAUUUAAUAACCAUAUGGAUUUAAAGAAAAAUGUUGUACAACAAAGUUUAUAUAUUGAUAGACAUGAAAAUUUAUUUUGUAAAUUGUUAAUUCCUAUGUUUGAAGAUUUAUUUUCAUUUAUUGUGGCACAAAAUUAUGACAAGAUGGGUAAUCCCCUUGAUGUGGAUCUUAAAUGUAAACUUAAUCGUUAUUUGGUUCAAAUGAAAAAAGCAAUUGAAGAUAUUAAAGGUGAAGAAAUCUUACGUAUUGUUGGAGUAUAUGCAUCUGAAAGUCAAGAUGCUAAAAAAGCAGAGAUCUUCCUUACGUGGGCAGAUGCUAAUUUUCUUGCUCCAUUUGCACCUGAAUUGUCUACUUCUUUGCGUUCGAAUAGAAUAAUUGAUUAUGCUUUAGCUGCUGAUUUAAGUAUCGAUAUUCAUAAUCAUAGUGUUUCUUCAACACUUAAUCUUCGUAACACUUCUUCACCUGCAGCGGUCUUGUUUUGGUCCAAAUGUAAAAAAUAUCUUAAACCUUUGUCCUAUACUGUACAUGCUUUUAUUGCACCAUCAGGACAUAUUAUUAAAGACACUGAAGAAGUGUGCGAAGUUGCUGCUGAUUUCUAUGAAAAUUUUAAAAAAAAAUCUAAUAUAGUGAAACCUCAUCCAUACACUGAUUCUUCAUCUAUUGAAUAUGACAAUUUCGAUGAACCUAUUCCUGAAGUAACAUUAGAUGAAUUAGUAUUCACAGUGCAAGCAAAACUAUAUUUUAAGAUCAUCAUCAUGGCUUUUACACCGUAUCAAUUGUUUCUUGCGGGUCUUAUGUUAAUAACUGGAACAAUAAAUACUUUAUCAACAAAAUGGGCUGAUAGACAAGACGCACAUUUUUGUAAUCGAACAGCUGAACCAAAAAAAUUUGAGCAUCCAUUCCUUCAAGCUCUGGGCAUGUUUAUAGGUGAAUUUCUAUGUUUAUUGGUAUUUAAAUUUAUUUGGUACUCAACAGCUCAUUAUCGUAUUGCUCAAAUGACAUAUAAAGGCGAUUCAUCAUCUACGGUUGUUCAAUAUUGGCCAAUACAAAUUAAGAAAGAUAUACAUUUACUUGAAGGUGAACAAGUAUUUAAUCCAUUUAUAUUUUGGGUAGCAUCUAUAUUUGAUAUGCUUUCAACAUGUUUAUCUUAUUUUGCAUUAAAUUUAACGACUGCUAGUUCAUUUCAAAUGUUAAGAGGUUCAGUAAUGGUUUUUACAGCUAUAUUCAGUAUACUAUUUCUUAAAAGACGAUUAACUCUUAUUCAUUGGAUUGGUAUUAUAACUGUUGUAGCUGGUUUAGUUGUUGUUGGUGUAUCAGAUCUUUUGUUUAAUAAAGAAUCAGAAGGUAAUCAUACAGGUGCUCAAAAAUUUCUAGGAAUUAUUCUCAUACUUCUGGCAAUGGUAUUUACCAGUUUACAAGUCGUAUAUGAAGAACGUUUUAUUGGUAAAUAUAAUAUUCCACCAUUACAAGCUGUUGGUUGGGAAGGAAUAUUUGGUUUUUGUACACUUGGUGUUCUUAUUAUCCCGUUUCAUUUUAUUCAUAUGAGUUCAUCAAAUACUGGUCCUGAUUAUCGUCUUGAAGAUAUACCAUCAGCAUUUUGUCAAAUGGGUGAUAAUUAUAGAAUUAUUAUUGCCACAGUUGGAAAUAUUCUUUCAAUUGCAUUUUUUAAUUUUGCUGGUAUAUCUGUAACAAAAGAGUUAUCAUCAACAACUCGUAUGGUACUUGAUAGUGGUCGAACAUUACUUAUAUGGGCUAUUUCAUUAGCAUUGUCAUGGCAAAAAUUUUAUCCAUUACAAAUUGGAGGUUUUAUUCUUUUAGUUAUUGGUAUGGGUAUUUAUAAUGGUGUAUGGUUACAUUUAUAUCGUCAAUUUGAAGCUUUUAGAAGAGGAUCAGGAGGCGAGCGUGCACCCUUAUUACCUAGUUAUGAUGAGGCCAAUGGAUUUACACCAGGCAUAUCAGAUGUUCCAUCGGCUGCAGGAGUCUAUGUUGCACCAGGCAAAGAUGCAAUUAAUGGAUAA